Pogona vitticeps (central bearded dragon) is the source of this 1706-nucleotide messenger RNA. It is a transcript of the gene MOK, whose product is annotated as MOK protein kinase. Gene Ontology annotation, biological process: protein phosphorylation. NCBI's taxonomy places the organism in Eukaryota, Metazoa, Chordata, Lepidosauria, Squamata, Agamidae. Gene Ontology annotation, molecular function: protein kinase activity; ATP binding. The record is from RefSeq and is a predicted model, not a curated record.
GGGGAGGGCGGGGCGGCGCGGCGGGCACGGUCGUGCUCUCGGGUUGAGGAGCUUGACGCUCUGGGGUUGCCAGGGUGACGGGGAUACAACAUGGCGCGCUGACGAGUUCGGCCGCGGGGAGGGGGGCCCCUGGCGCGUCUGAGGGGGACCCGCGUCCGCACCCCUCCCGCCCCCUCUCAGCCGGGACGAAGCGAGCGGAGGAUGAACAAAUUCAAAACAAUUGGUAAAAUUGGUGAGGGAACAUUUUCUGAUGUUCUGAAGGUACAAAGCCUUAAAGAUGGAAAAUAUUAUGCAUGUAAACAAAUGAAACAACAUUUUGAAAGUAUUGACCAUGUGAACAAUCUGAGAGAAAUACAGGCGUUAAGACGACUGAAUCCACAUCCAAAUAUCCUUACAUUGCACGAAGUGAUUUUUGACAAAAAAGCUGGUGCUGUUGCAUUAAUAUGCGAACUUAUGGACAAGAAUAUUUAUGAACUGAUCAAAGAGAGGAAAAAACCAUUUCCUGAAAAGAGAAUAAUGAGUUAUAUGUACCAAUUAUGCAAGUCUCUUGAUCACAUGCACAGGAAUGGAAUAUUUCACAGAGAUGUGAAACCAGAAAACAUAUUAAUAAAGCAGGACCUUCUCAAGUUGGGGGAUUUUGGGUCCUGUAGGAGUAUACACUCCAAGCAGCCAUAUACAGAAUACAUCUCAACACGCUGGUACAGGGCACCCGAAUGUCUUCUCACAGAUGGCUACUACAAUUACAAAAUGGACAUAUGGAGUGCUGGCUGUGUGUUUUAUGAAAUUGCCAGUUUCCACCCACUCUUUCCUGGAUCUAAUGAACUGGACCAGAUAUCAAAAAUUCAUGAUAUUAUAGGUACUCCUCCUAAGAAGAUUCUUAAUAAGUUCAAGCAGUCAAGAGUGAUGAACUUUGAUUUUCCAAUCAGAAAAGGGAAAGGAAUUUCUCCAUUUAUACCUAGUUUGUCGAAUAAAGGGUUAACACUUAUGUAUGCAAUGAUACAAUAUGAUCCUGAUGAGAGAAUCUGUGCCCGUGAAGCACUACAACACUCUUACUUCAGAGAACUGAGGUUGGCAGAGAAACAAGCUUUGACCACGCGCAGAAAAAUGAGAUUAGUAAACAACCCAUUAGAAAGGGAGACUCUCAGCUUGCAGCGUAUUUCAAAGGAGGAUCAAAGGCAGAACUUUCUUAGGCAAACCCAGGAGAAUCCACUGGGACAGCAUGGACUUCCCUUUGCAGUAGAGUUGCCAAAACUGACAGUUCCUGCAGUAACCAACCUGGCAUCUUAUCCCAAUCCUACAUUUCAGUCAGUUUUUACCUUCCCAGCAACGAACAGACAAGUCCAGGUGUUGCAGCCUAUAACAUAUUUUGGGACACAUCGCAAGUCUGAAAAUCAGAAAGAAUUUAAAUCUCCUGUGAAACAGUACCACUUGCCUGCUCUGGAAAGAAGAGGUGGAGGAUAUUGAUGGACCCAAUAAUCCCUUGUGUUCUCCAUAUUCUUUAAAAGGUAUACCUACGGCAGUAGUGCCUUAUCUCCUCACAUGCUGCAGCAAGAUGCUACAAUGAUUUAGUCCUUUGGAACUUAAGCUCCUCCCCUCCUUUUUUUAAAAUAGAGCCCACAAUGUAAGCAACGUUUCCAUAGUUCAGAAUGAAAUGUUUGUUUUUUAAAAAUUCCAAUAUACAAAAUGUUUUUCUUAAGUGAGUUAUA